AUCAACUGAUGGACACAGAAGCUCACUGGCUUUCUCUUUCACUGCUCUAUAUCCUGUCUUUUCUGGACAAGGCGUCAGUUGUUUUGUGGACUUUCUUUGUGUUUUCUUCUUUGACUCAUCUGCGAGCCUGAUUGCCUGCUCACCUGCGUCCAUAUCAACCCUUCCUUUUCCCCUGCUCUCCUUUUCCUCCCAUCUUCCACCAAUCCCUGUCUCCUUGUGCGUGGUUUUGGGCUAUGCUCUCCUCACCCACUGUGAUUCUCCAGCCUUAUGGACUCCCUGUCUACCCACAGACAACCACAUGCUAUCCCAGCAUAGUUCAGGGCGGCCCCACGCAGGAGGCUGGCCCCGGCAGUGGCGACCCCACCCUGCCUCAGGUCUACGCCCCUCCUCCCUCCUACCCCCCACCAGGUCAAGGUCCGCCAACAUCUGCGGGCAGACUGCCACCUCUUGAUUUUAGCUCUGCACACGGUGGCUCAGAGUACGCCGAACAUCCACAACUCAGAGUCUAUCAGGGCCCUCAGCUCGAUGGGGCCGAGGCUCUGACAUCCAGUAACACGGAGGAUGUUUUGGCCCCUGUGACCUCUGACCCCCAGUCUUUGAGCGUGUCUGUGGCAUCAGGGGGCGGAGCAGGAAGUGGGAGUGAUGAGGAAGGGUCAGGUAAGGCCCAACCGAAACGCCUCCACGUCUCCAACAUCCCGUUCCGCUUCAGAGACCCAGACCUCCGCCAGAUGUUCGGGCAAUUUGGCAAGAUCCUUGAUGUCGAAAUUAUCUUCAAUGAGAGGGGGUCCAAGGGCUUCGGGUUUGUCACCUUCGAGAGUGCAGCCGAGGCUGACCGGGCAAGAGAAAAGCUCAAUGGGACAAUUGUGGAAGGGAGAAAGAUCGAGGUUAAUAACGCCACUGCGAGAGUGGUCACCAAGAAGCCCCAGACGCCUCUUGUGAACGGUGAAAUUUCAACUUCCGGGUGGAAGAUCAAUCCUGUCAUGGGGGCGAUGUACGCACCUGAACUCUAUACAGUUGCCAGUUUCCCGUACCCCGUAGCAACUCCAACCUUGGCCUACCGGGGCUCUGCUGCGUUGCGUGGUCGAGGCCGAACCGUCUACAACACGAUUCGCUCUGCUGCAGCCACGCCUGCUGCCAUGCCCGCCUACCCCGGGGUUGUAUAUCAGGAUGGACUGUAUGGAGCAGAAGUUUAUGGUGGCUAUCCUACAGCUUACAGAGUGGCUCAAUCAGCCUCUGCUGCCACAGCAACCUACAGUGAUGGAUACGGACGGGUUUAUACGACAGCUGCAGAUCCCUAUCACCACUCGGUUGGACCAACAACGACAUAUGGAGUUGGUACAAUGGCCAGUUUGUACAGAGGAGGAUAUAACCGCUUCACCCCGUACUGAGCUGCCCUGGCUUAGGAGGGGGAGGGGGGCGUCUCUCUGGAAUUCUGGGGAUUGGCCGAUCCGUGGAUGCUGCAGGACAGAUUAUGAGGUCCUUAAAUUUGGAACUGGUUUUUCCUCCUGUCUUCAUCACAACCUCUCCUCAAGAGACUAAACAGACUGAAGUUGUAAAUACUGUAGGACCCAUUUAUUGCCCAUUCUACCGAUGAGUACUGAGUACCUGGACGAGGUUAUGUAAUAUAUAGUUGCUUAAAAACCUUUAAGGGAUUUUUGUUUUCUGAAUUUAAAGAGUGCUGAUGUUGGUAGAUGGCUCACACUAGAGCAGGUGGAAAAUACUGUGAGAAUUACUUUUUGUGAGUAAUAAGUUUCACGGGUCAAACUACAAAAAAAAAAGAACAUUUUGUACAAUGUUUUGAUGUGCGUGUGUGUGUGUGUGCGUGCGUGCGUGUGUGAGCAUAUGCGUGUGAGGUCAUGCACCAACAACAUUUAGUUUAGUUACCCAGUCGACUGAGAGACAUCAGCGACACUGGUAUCAUUAUUUCAAACAGAACUAAUGUUUGUCUCCAUAGUUGGCAUAUCAUUUGUUUAUUUUGUUUUUUUGCCUUUCUAACAAUCUACCUCUCACACAUGUAGCUUUUAAUACAGCUGUCAUUAUUAACUCUGUAUCGCUUCCUGUAUCUUUGGUUCUGCAGAGCCUUCUUUUCUUUCCACUUUUCCAUCCAUAAAUCUACUAACAUGUUUCUGUGGCUCUGUAGCUCACCACCUGACGAGCUUGAUGCCUUAUCCAGUGCGUUCUGUUAUUUCUCUAGGGAAGAUUUAUUUUUCGUAGCUGCUACAUACCCCCCUAUUUUACACUCACACAGUUAUACACAUUCAGAGCUGGUAGUAGCAGUAAGAAGCGGUCUUUUGCUGUGCUUUACUCACACAAACUGAGGAAUAAAUCAGCAGAAUCUUCUAGCAUUUUCUUAGGUUGCCUUUUUUCUUCUUUUCCUGUAUUUUCUCUCUCCUUCUUCACUCAGAACUAUUGAAUGACUUCUUGACUUGUAUUGAUAAUUUCUUCACUGCCUUGUCUUUUGUUUCUGUUCCACUCUUUUCUGCUGUGUUUGAUGUUUACCUCUAAAUAAAAUUGUUUUCUCUCUCUUCUC
Messenger RNA from Micropterus salmoides (largemouth bass), 2530 nucleotides. RefSeq names its product RNA binding fox-1 homolog 1, like (gene rbfox1l). Lineage: Eukaryota; Metazoa; Chordata; Actinopteri; Centrarchiformes; Centrarchidae. Gene Ontology annotation, molecular function: mRNA binding. The transcript is spliced from 13 exons. The record is from RefSeq and is a predicted model, not a curated record. Gene Ontology annotation, biological process: nervous system development; regulation of alternative mRNA splicing, via spliceosome. The coding region runs from base 234 to 1388 and encodes 384 amino acids. Gene Ontology annotation, cellular component: cytoplasm; nucleus.